AUGAAGCAGGAGAAGGAAUCAAAAAAUCUGAAGAAGAUUCGACCAUCAUCAGCAGCAGCAAACUUACAGACUCACCCUUCUUUCAACUCUGGAUUAUUUGACAAAAAUAUCAACAGACCGUCGACGGCUUCGUUUAGAGGUCCCGACACUGGAUUGCCGUUACAAAGACCAGCUACCCAGGCUGGAGGUCCCAGGAGAGCCUGGAAAUUUAAGAGUUAUAAUAAUGCAGAGAAUGAAAUUGAUGACAGUGUGAAACAUCCAAGAAGGUUGACAAUAGCAGCCGUGGAUGGAGUCGGGGAGGAUGAAACGAUUAUUCGACCUGGAUUUACAACGGGAACCGUGUCAGAUCAAUUAAAAUCAAAAAUGAAUCAUGGUUGGUAA
Molecule: messenger RNA, 381 nt
Organism: Lottia gigantea (owl limpet)
Lineage: Eukaryota; Metazoa; Mollusca; Gastropoda; Lottiidae
Exons: 2
Coding region: 1-381 (126 amino acids)
Source: RefSeq, a predicted model, not a curated record